This is a messenger RNA of Colletotrichum spaethianum, 882 nucleotides long. Its product is annotated as isoflavone reductase PCBER. The coding region runs from base 1 to 882 and encodes 293 amino acids. The record is from RefSeq and is a predicted model, not a curated record. Gene Ontology annotation, molecular function: oxidoreductase activity. The transcript has 2 exons. NCBI's taxonomy places the organism in Eukaryota, Fungi, Ascomycota, Sordariomycetes, Glomerellales, Glomerellaceae.
AUGUCAGUCCUUGUGCUCGGAGCUGGCUCUUCGGUCUCCGUUCUCCUUCGACCUUCCUCUAUCAAUUCACCUGAUGUAACAAAGAUUGACCUAAUAGCCCAUGUCAAGGCUCUAGGUGUCUUUAUCGAAGCAGGCGAUAUCGUUAAUGACGCCACUCAGGAUCUUGCGGGUACCUUUUCUAGGUACGACACAGUCAUCAGCUGUACUGGCUUCGUAGGGCCAACAGGUACUCAACGACGGAUCUGUGAAGCUGCCCUACUCGCCAAAGUACGGCGUUUUAUUCCCUGGCAAUUCGGUGUGGACUACGAUGUUAUCGGACGAGGAAGUUCGCAAGUACUUUUUGAUGAGCAGCUUGAUGUCAGGGAUAUGCUGAGGGCGCAGAGAGAUGUGGACUGGAUCGUUGUCAGCACGGGUCUUUUCAUGAGCUUCCUUUUUGUGAAGGAUUUCGGCGUGGUGGACUUCGAAGAGAAGAAGCUGCGGGCUCUAGGUGGAUGGGACAUUGAAGUAACGCUCACCACACCAGAGGAUAUUGCCCAUAUGACAGCAGAAGUUGUCUACAAUCCUCGUGGAAUCCCUGGAGAUAACCGGAAUGUGGUAUAUAUCUCUGGCGAUACGGUCUCAUAUGGCCGCGCUGCGGACUUGAUCGAACGGAAGUUCCCAGACGUCAAGUUCACAAAGGAAGUAUGGGAAAUGAAGUCUUUAAAGGAGAAUCUCGAAAGGAACCCCAACGAUAGUUGGAACAAAUAUCGCGGAAUCUUUGGCGCAGGCAAGGGUAUCUCAUGGGCGGACGAAGAAACUUUGAAUUUUGAGCGUGGCAUCAAGCUUAAAGAUCUGGAGACUUUUCUUCAAAACAUAGAGACUCCAGCUGCGCUGAACAAGUAG